AUGGCGAGGACGCACACUCGCAUGUUCCUCGCCCUGGCUUUGCUGGGAACGUUCCUUCUCGUGGUGUCGGUGAGAGGAGAGCUGCAACAGGCGGAGGAGGAGGAGGUGGAGAUGUCCUGUCAGGGAGCCUUCGACCUCUAUUUUGUCCUGGACAAAUCCGGCAGUGUGAAGCAUCACUGGAUAGAGAUUUACUCCUUUGUAAAGCAGUUGGCAGAGAAGUUUAUCAGCCCCAUGCUGAGAAUGUCCUUCAUCGUCUUCUCCACCCGAGGGACCAUCAUCAUGAAGCUGACCGAGAACAGGGAGGCCAUUACUGGUGGCUUAAGGGAUCUGAAGGGGGUGGUUCCCGGAGGAGACACAUUUAUGAACUUGGGCCUGGAGAUGGCUAAUCAACAGAUAUAUCAAGAGAGGCAUGGGACAGCCAGUGUUAUCAUCGCUCUGACUGAUGGAGAACUGAAUGACUGGCAGGUUGACACAGCUCAGCGAGAGGCACAGAGAGCCAGGUCUUUGGGAGCGAUUGUUUACUGUGUUGGGGUCAAAGAGUUCAACCAGACCCAGCUUGCAACUAUUGCAGACACGGUGGAUCAUGUGUUUCCCGUGUGGGGAGGCUUCCAGGCCCUGAGGGGAAUCAUUGACUCGAUCAUCAAGAAGUCCUGCAUUGAGAUCCUGGCAGCGGAGCCGUCCAGUGUGUGUGCAGGAGAGCGUUUCCAGGUGGUGGUGAGAGGCAACGGUUUCCUCCACGCCAGGAACACUGAUCACGUGCUGUGCAGCUUCAAACUCAAUGAUACGUACACAGUGGAUGAGAGACCAGCCGGAGUGGAGGACACCUUCCUGCUCUGUCCUGCUCCUGUUGUCGAGGAGGUCGGCAGGGUGAUCUACCUGCAGGUGAGCAUGAACCAGGGCCUCUCCUACAUCACCAGCUCCGUCCACAUCACCACCACUGAAUGUUUCGACGGCACCAUCGUGUUGAUAUCGCUGCUGGUGGUGUUCCUGGUGCUGGCUCUGCUGCUGAUGUGGUGGUUCUGGCCUCUCUGCUGCACUUUGGUUAUCAAAGAACCUCCACCACCCCCACCUCCAGAGCCUGAGUCGGAUGAUGAGGACGGGAUGCCAAAGAAGAGGUGGCCCACAGUGGACGCAUCUUACUACGGAGGAAGAGGAGUGGGUGGGAUCAAACGCAUGGAGGUGCGAUGGGGGGAGAAGGGCUCCACUGAGGAAGGAGCCAAGCUGGACAAACCCAAAAACGCAGUCGUGAAGAUGCCGGAGCAGGAAUUUGAACCGUACGAGCCCAAACCUCGAAAACCACCGCGCCGCCCCCCCCAGCAGAGGAGGUGGUACACACCCAUUCAGGGGAAGCUGGACGCUCUGUGGGCUCUGUUCAGGAGAGGUUACGACCAGGUGUCUCUGAUGAGGCCGCACCCCGGGGACCAGGGCCGCUGUAUUAGCUUCCAACGGGUCAAAGAUGAGGAGUCGAACAACCGGGCUGCUCCUCCUCCUCCUCCUCGGGCACAUCACUCUCCCUCGCCACCGCCCCCCCCUCAGCCUCCCGCGCCCGCCGAAGAGCAACCUCUGGUGUCCAAUUCCGUCCCACGCACAAAACCGCCGUCCAGAGGGCCUCGCACCACGCCGCCCUCCCGUGCACCCCCUUCCGUGGUCCAGGCCCCUCCGGGUCCACCCCCUGCUCGCGCACCCCCGGGGCCUCCAGGACCCCCGCCAUCUCGACCCCCACCCAGGCUCUCAUGAUAAAGAAUGGGGCCUCCAACAAACCCCUGAUACAUCAACUGGUUCCAUAAACUACACGUCCUCCCUUCACCCCAAAGACUCGGCCUGGAGCUCUUCCAUGCAGCUCUGUGCUUUGUUGCUGGACAGCAAAAUAUUUAUCUGAUAAGAAAAUCAGCUACCGAGUUCCAUCAAGAUAACUUUCUUUACUAUGAAACAUAGAAACAUGCAUGUAGUUCCUUGUAUUUAGCAGAGUUCACGUUGACAUAAAGGUGCGAGUAAGUUUCAAGUGUUUCUGGAGAUUCAGCAGAAAGGAUUUAUGUGUUGUUGAAAGUUGAGUACGAAUGAAUGGUGAUGAUAAAUGCACAUGUUUCCUGUGGUUUUGCAGAGAAUAAUAAUGUUGAGCGAGGGUGAGAUUGAGCAGCAUGUAGUGAUGGUGAUGUUGCCUUGGUUUUUAAAUGUACACUUUAUUAGGUUGCUACGAAUCACAUGGAUGCAUCGUUUUAACUUUUUUAACCAAAUCUUUUUCUACAAACUAGUUAAAAAAAAUUAAGUUAGGAGAUCUUAUUGUAACUGCAGGGCAGUUUCACCAUAUUUUAUUUAUUUCAACACCCUGGCCUGCAUCUGCUUUCUGUUUAGUAUCAGGUGGGUUUCUGGGUCUUUGAGGAGGGGGAGCAUGUUGGUGGAAAGAGGGAAGCUUUGUAUCUGUGGUCUUGCAUUGAAAAUAAGUAUCUUCAGGAUUCUCCUUUAUUCUUUGUU
Messenger RNA from Limanda limanda (common dab), 2472 nucleotides. It is a transcript of the gene antxr1d, whose product is annotated as ANTXR cell adhesion molecule 1d. Bases 1 to 1737 code for a protein of 578 amino acids. The transcript has 18 exons. NCBI's taxonomy places the organism in Eukaryota, Metazoa, Chordata, Actinopteri, Pleuronectiformes, Pleuronectidae. Gene Ontology annotation, cellular component: membrane. Gene Ontology annotation, molecular function: signaling receptor activity. The record is from RefSeq and is a predicted model, not a curated record.